AUGAACACAGACAUUACAGCUUCGGCCAAGCCAGAGUAUCCAGUUGUAGAUCGAAAUCCUACUUUCACCAAAGUCGUUGGCAAUUUCGACACACUCGAUUACCUCCGUUUCGUCACCAUCACAGGCGUGUCCGUCACCGUCGGCUACCUAUCUGGAAAACCUUUUGCAGGGAUAAAACCUGGAUUAAAAGGUCCUUCAAUGGUGACAGGUGGGCUGAUAGGGUUAAUUGGAGGAUUUAUGUAUGCCUACCAGAACUCAGCGGGUCGACUCAUGGGAUUUUUUCCUAAUGAGGGCGAGGUCGCCCAGUACCAGAAACGUGGACUCAACAACUAGCGCUUUUU
Molecule: messenger RNA, 341 nt
Organism: Hibiscus syriacus
Lineage: Eukaryota; Viridiplantae; Streptophyta; Magnoliopsida; Malvales; Malvaceae
Product: NADH-ubiquinone oxidoreductase 20.9 kDa subunit-like
Exons: 2
Coding region: 1-333 (110 amino acids)
Source: RefSeq, a predicted model, not a curated record